AUGUCGUUCUAUCCUUUUGGUAGUGGUUCCCCACAACAGCAGACCGUAAAUCAACAAAAUGUUGCAAUGGCUGAACAAGAAUUAGAAAUGAUUACUGAUACAUUUUAUAGGAUUGUUGACAUGUGUUAUAAAAAAUGCAUCCCACCAAAAUAUAUCGAUGGUGAUUUAAAUAAAGGCGAAUCCGUUUGUAUUGAUCGCUGUGUUGCCAAAUACUUUGAAGUCAAUAUGAAAAUCGGAGAGGCGUUACAAAAGAAGGGGCAACAGGCUGGC
Racocetra persica is the source of this 270-nucleotide messenger RNA. The record is from the annotation of a GenBank genome assembly. Lineage: Eukaryota; Fungi; Glomeromycota; Glomeromycetes; Diversisporales; Gigasporaceae.